ACUCUUUGCUCCAAAACUUCAACACAAACACAUUCUGUAAAGCUUCUCAGCCAUGGGAAAGUCAUCAGGCUCUGACAAAAAUGGGCUCAAGAAAGGUCCAUGGACGGCUGAAGAAGAUCAGAAACUUGUUGAUUAUAUUCAGAAACAUGGCCAUGGCAAAUGGAGAACUCUUCCCAAGAAUGCUGGGCUGAAAAGAUGUGGAAAGAGUUGCAGGCUUCGAUGGACAAACUAUUUGAGGCCUGACAUCAAGAGAGGGAUGUUCUCAGUUGGAGAAGAAGAAACUAUUGUUCAGUUACAUAAAGUUCUGGGAAAUAAGUGGUCUGCAAUUGCUGCUCACUUGCCUGGAAGAACUGAUAAUGAAAUAAAGAACUAUUGGAACACUCACAUCAAGAAGAAACUGUUGAAAAUGGGAAUUGAUCCAGUGACUCAUUGCCCUCGCCUUGAUCUUCUUCAACUGUCUUCGUUUCUUGCCUCAAAUUUCUGCAAUUCUUCUCAAGUUAAUGCUUCCAAUUGUCUUGGUCUUGGGCCUUUUCUCACUCCGGAUUUUCUAAAUUUUGCCACCAGCCUCUUAUCCUGCCAACACAGAGCUCAGGAAUUUAGUCCUGAAAAUGUUCAAGGGCACCUCAACCAAAUGCUAUCCUUUCAACAAAACUUGCUUCAGUGCCCUGUUGAAGCCUGCACAAAGCCGGCUAGUGAGUCAAGUGCUCAAUUUCUGAGUGAAACCCAACUCCUGCAAGCCAAUUUGGAGCAAAUUUCUCAAGAACCCAGCAACUUUGGCUGGCAAAAUUCCCUAGCAAACUUGAAUCAGGAUGGUGCAGAGUGUUUCCAAAUGCCAAACGGAUCUACUGAAACAACAAACUAUGGCUAUCAGUACAGUUACAGUGACUCUCUAUCACACAACCAAGCAAAAAUUUCCAACAUAAAUGGUGGCAACAUCCCAAAAAUGAGCUUUGGUUCGAUUCUAUCGACGCCUUCUUCUACCUCAACUCCGAUGAAUUCAUCAUCUACAACCUAUGUCAAUGGUAGCACUGAAGAUGAGAGGGACAGUUACUGCAGCAAUGCAUUGUUCGACAGAUUGGAUGCCAUUGGACUUCUGUAAAACAAAUUUGAAAUCCGAAGAACUGUAUAAUCUCUGUAUUAAACUUUAUGAGCAUUUAGAUUUUAGUGCUUGAAACAAAAGAAGAAAAGAGAUCAAGGGCAAAGGUGAACAAUUAAAGCUCAAGUCAUCAAGAGAUUGCGUGCGCAUAUCUUGUUAGCACAACAAAAUGUGGAAAUAAAAUUAGCAAAAAUUGUUCAAGCA
This is a messenger RNA of Mangifera indica (mango), 1300 nucleotides long. Its product is annotated as transcription factor MYB41. The transcript is spliced from 3 exons. Bases 53 to 1099 code for a protein of 348 amino acids. Lineage: Eukaryota; Viridiplantae; Streptophyta; Magnoliopsida; Sapindales; Anacardiaceae. The record is from RefSeq and is a predicted model, not a curated record.